Molecule: messenger RNA, 2805 nt
Organism: Rhizoctonia solani
Lineage: Eukaryota; Fungi; Basidiomycota; Agaricomycetes; Cantharellales; Ceratobasidiaceae
Product: RNA polymerase II-associated protein
Exons: 11
Coding region: 1-2805 (934 amino acids)
Biological process (GO): regulation of DNA-templated transcription
Cellular component (GO): Cdc73/Paf1 complex
Molecular function (GO): RNA polymerase II complex binding
Source: RefSeq, a predicted model, not a curated record
AUGCUGCUCAGUGAUGCUCCUGCCUCCACAACCACCAAGAGUGCAUUCGUCGACCAGGCCACCGAAUUCGUCAAUGCGGGACAAGCUGCUAUUGUUACAGAUUCUGAAGUUCCAGAGUCGGUCAACACCCUGUUUUAUCUCACAAAGGGAAUAUACCAAAUGGCCAGGUUUUCAUGGGUCGGAGCCGAAAAGGAUUUUGAUAUUGUGCUAGCGAAACACAGUUCGAAUGUCAUUGCUCUCAUGGGCAAGGCACGUAUUCUUUAUGCUCGUAAACAAUACCGCGAAGCACUCAAGGGCUUUCAAGAAUGUUUAACUCUCAACCCGAAAAUGCUCCCUGAUCCACGAAUCGGAAUUGGUCUUUGUUAUUGGCAGCUAGAACACCGAGAGCGUGCGUUAGCUGCCUGGAAACGCGCUGAACAAGUGCACCCAGACUCCUGCAAAGAUCCCAAGGUCCCAGGACAGCAGAGACAAGACGCGUUUUUAGAAGGUGUUAACCGGUUGACUCAGGCAUGGCGAGAGAGCAACCUCAAUAAUGCUAGUGCUGCCACAGCCAUGAGUGAUGUAUUCUUGUUGAAGGGACAGUUAAACAAGGCAUGCCCUAAAAGCGGCCGAGCGAACAAUUCAACAUGCGGAUACGCUCUCGGUCGCAGUCAACGGCCGGCUCCGUGCUGCUCGUGUCGCCCAUACGGAAGGCACUAUGACGCCGCCCUCGUCCACUAUCGCACUGCAGCCGAAGAGCCUUCCCACCCGCUUCUCGCUGAUAUCGGUCUUGCACAAAUGCACGUACAUAUAGACGAACUUUCUGCUGCCAUUCACGAUCUCGAUAAACUUGUCCAACGCAACGCAGGUAUUGAAGCUAGUGCAUUCCUUGCUUCCUUGCGGGCGUUCCCAAGACCUGCUUUAAGUGCUGCGGAUGCUGUGACUGAGCAAGCCAAGGCGAAGGAAAUAUUCGAUAAGGUGGUCCGAAUGAUUGACAACGGUGCUGGGUCUGGUACGGGUGGCGUUGCGUCUGACCGGGACAUGUACAUCGAAAUCGCUCGACUUUGGCAAAAGGAUAAUGCCGACAAGGCUACCAAGGCUUUGAUUCAGGCUGUCAAGUUGGCUGGAACUCCCGACGCUCGAUUGAUCAACAACGUAGCGGUUAUGCGACACAUGGAAGGCGAUUUGGUAGCUGCGAAGAGUGGGUAUGAAGAAGCAGCGAUGGUCGGAGGUGGAGACUCGGAUGAUGUGGUCACCACUGUGCUAUACAACCUCGGAAGACUGCAUGAGGACCUAGGCGAUACAACUAUGGCGGGCGAAGUAUUCGAUAAAUUGCUUGCGAGACACCCGGAAUAUGUUGACGCCACUCUCCGGAAGGCUCAACUAUACAUGAGUGCAGGCCGCACAUCUGAAGCCGCUGCGCUCGUAAAACAAGUGUCUCACACGCACUCCAAAGACCUCAAUGUCCGGGCCUUUGUAUCCUAUUUCGCUUUAUCAUCGGAUCCUGUCCCGGUACAAGACGCACGCGCAUUCGUAUACACCACACUUAACAUCGAACGUGCGGACGUUCAUGCGCUCUGCGUCGCGGCAUGGAUCAACUACCAUAUGGCCCGUGAAGGCCGAAACAUGCCUGAACAGGAUAAAAAGAAACGCUACAAGAAUGCGAUUGACUUGUACAAGCAGGCACUGCUGAACGACCCGACAUGUGCAGUUGCAGCGCAGGGAUUGGCCAUCAUGAUCGCCGAGGACGUAACUGGGUUGGCCAUCAUCCCGGGCCAGCCACAAGAGGAGGCGAGGCAGCGGGAGGUCAAUUUGCGUGAUGCGCUGGGAGUGUUUACGAGGGUAAGGGAGAGUCUCGUGGAUGGGAGUGUGUACUGCAACAUGGGGCAUUGCUAUUUCUUGAGGGAGGAGUACGACCGAGCUCUAGAAUGUUACGAAACGGCGUCCAGGCGAUUCUACAACGGGACAAACGUCUCGACACUUAUUCAUCUCACGCGUACUCUGUACGCGAAAGCUAAUCGCGAUCAAUCUUUUGCGACUAUGCGACAGGCAUUGAGCUACGCUCAACGCGCCUCGCAUCUUGCGCCAACAGACAAAUCAAUUGUGUAUAACAUUGCGAUGAUAGAACAAAAGGCAGCCGAGAUGUUGUUUGCGCUUCCGCCCGACAAACGGACGCUGGUUGAUCUGGAAAGCGCUGUCCAGCAUGCUGGGCACUCACAAAAAUUGUUUGCUUCCCUUCACGCAGACCCCUCUUCGACCACACCAUAUAAUCGGGAUGUCGCAGACCAGCGGCGAAAAUACGGCGACAGUAUACUCCGAAAGGCACCAGAACAGCUCAGCAUCCAACAAGCAUACGAAGCUCAGAUCAACGCCCGACGAGACGCAGCCAAGCUCAAGCGCCAAGAAGAAAGUGAACGAGUUCUGGAGGCCGAGCGAAUUGCUAGGGAGGCAAGAGAGCGAGAGGCUGAGAGGCUUAGGGUGGACCGCCAAAAGGCUAGGGAGGAAGUAGAGAAGUGGAACGUAGAGUUAGCCAUCAAGGCUGAAUCGAGUGAUGAAGAGCGCGAGCGCAAGGCAAGGCGCAAGCGGGAAGCUGGAGAGGGAGGAGAGAAGAAGAAGAGGAAAAAGAUCAAGAGGGAGGAUGAUGAGGGCGGAGCGGUGUUUUCGGACGAGGAGUUGGAGGAUGGAAACAAAGAGGAGAAACCCAAGAAGCCCAGGUUGAAGAAACGCGUUGUCCAGGACGCGGAAGACCUGGAUGAUGAUGCAGCGAACAGGAAGAAGAAGAAAGUCAAAAGCAAAGCGACUAUAUCCGACUCGGAUGAUGAGUAG